GGCACACUAGGGACUAGCUGGCUAUCUAUAGGACAUAGCAACCUGUAUAAAAGGCUCAGGUAUCUCACAUUUAGGCACAGAACAAGCCCUAGUUCUAAGAGAGACGUACUGUUCUAUAACUUUACACAAACACUGAGAAAAUGUUCGGAAAGGUGGUGGUUUUGUGCGUCCUAGUCGCAGUUGCUCGUGCUGGAUUGAUAGCUCCACACGGGGCUGUCUCAUCGCAGAGUAUCGUGCUGGGAACGCCCGCUAUUGCGCACGGAUAUGCCGCCCCAGCCAUUGCCGCCCCGGCUUACGGUUACGGCUUAGGACACAGCGCGGUCGUUGCACACGCAGCGCCGGUGCUGCGAGCGCCCUUGGCGUCGCUGGCGCACGCAGCCGCCCCUGUUGAAAUUUAUUCCCACCCCCGCUACCAAUUUAACUAUGGAGUCACCGACGGUCACACAGGCGAUCAGAAGAGCCAGUGGGAAGCGCGUGAUGGCGACGUCGUGAAGGGACAGUACUCUCUGGUCGAGCCUGAUGGCACCGUCCGUACUGUCGACUAUUCUGCUGAUGACCACAACGGCUUCAAUGCGGUUGUAAGCAGACACGGGCACGCCAGCCAUCCUGCAGCCCACGUGGUGGCUGCCCCAGCUCACGGACACUACCUCGGCUAGACCAAGACUACAACAUACUACGAUGACUAUUUAUUUGCAACUUAGCUUAAGCGAUGGAAGGCAUGACGCGCUGGAAAGGACUGACCAUUCGAUUUUCAUUCAUUAAAAGCUUAACCGAAACUUUUGUUUAUAUAAAGCGUUUGAUAACUAUUGUAUUAUAUUUUGUACGUAGAUUUUAAGGUUGUUAUCAGUAAAAUUAUGACUUGUCGAGUAUAUAUAAUGUCAGCGGGGCUUGUGGAAGGUGUUUGAAAGGAAAUAUAAUAUUCUCAUAAAAAAAAAUAUUUUAUGUUUUCUUAAAAAUGAACAUCAAUGUCGAUUUGAUAUUUUUUAUUUUUUUAGAAACAAACAAAAACCAGAUAAUGCAAGCGGUGUGCCAUUACGUAGUGUAUAUUUGAAAAUGGAUAAUAUACUAGAUUUUGCCCGCGUCUCCGUCCGCGUGGCAUACAGUUACUUUGGCAUAACGCUAAAUUUUUCCAUUCACUUCAUUUACGUAGAAAGUGAAAAUAUUUUUGAAUUAUAAAAUGUUACGGAGCUAUUUAAAUCCCUAUUUUGAAACAUUAUUUAUUGGUGCUCCACUUGUAUUGGUCUUACCAUGAUAUUAUAUAACCUAUAGCCUUUCUCAAUAAAUGGGCUAGAUAGCCCAUUGAUGAUAGAUAGCCCACUGAAAUAAUUUUUCAAAUCGGACCAGUGGUUCCUGAGGGCGUUCAAACAAACAAACAAACUCUUCAGCUUUAUAAUGUAUACUUAAAAAUGAAUUGCUGUUCGUUAGUCUCGCUAAAACUCGAGAAAGGCCAGACCGAUUUGGCUAAUUUUGGUCUUGAAUUAUUUGUGGAAGUCCAGAGAAGGUUCAAAAGGUAGACAAAUAUGAAAAUUCCUUUUGUUUGUUUUAUGUUUAUUUUAUACAAAAGUUUAGGUCUUUUAUUUAUCGAUCGAGUCACUACGAAUCUGUCUCAUUUUUAUAUUAUUAUUUAUUCCUUUUUUUUUUUUUUUUUUUUUUUUUUUUUUUUUUUUUUUUUUUUUUUUUUUUUUUUUUUUUUUUUUUUUUUUUUUUUUUUUUUUUUUUUUUUUUUUUUUUUUUUACAAUU
Messenger RNA from Bombyx mori (domestic silkworm), 1741 nucleotides. RefSeq names its product cuticle protein 8. Lineage: Eukaryota; Metazoa; Arthropoda; Insecta; Lepidoptera; Bombycidae. Gene Ontology annotation, cellular component: extracellular matrix. The transcript is spliced from 5 exons. The record is from RefSeq and is a predicted model, not a curated record. The coding region runs from base 141 to 656 and encodes 171 amino acids.